AUGUUUCGGUUUGCCGAGUCCCGCGUUCGCGCCGAGACGAUCGGUGUGGAGAACGUACUGCAGGACAUGGGCGUCAUCUCGAUGUUCUCGAGCGACUCACAGGCGAUGGGGCGAUUCACCGACGCACGACAACUUCCGCGUGUUGCGCUACGUCGCGAAGGUCACGAUCAAUCCCGCGUUGACGUUUGGUCUUUCGCAUGUGGUCGGGUCGAUCGGUGUCGGAAGAUGGCGGAUCUUGUUCUCUGGGAGCCCGCAUUUUUCGGUGCGAAGCCGAAGACGAUCAUCAAGAACGGUCUGAUCAGCUGGCAUGCCAUGGGAGAUCCGAAUGCUUCACUCCCGACACCACAACCGGUGAUCUACCGGCCGAUGUUCGGUGGAUUCGGCAAGGCGUUGCCG
This is a messenger RNA of Mesorhabditis spiculigera, 396 nucleotides long. Lineage: Eukaryota; Metazoa; Nematoda; Chromadorea; Rhabditida; Rhabditidae. The record is from the annotation of a GenBank genome assembly.